AUAAAAGCACAGCAUUCCUAAUUUUGUCGUUCGGCGACCGGAAUGGUAAGACGCUUAUUUGGUUGCUAUGUCGGAUGUUUGUGUCAUUUAACGGAGAAUUUAAGAUGAUGUCUUACACCAAAGUUCUCAAACUUACCUACACUACAUGGAGACUAAGAAGAGGCUUUGACACUGCCGUUAAUGAUAUUUAAUCUCUGAGCAUCUUAGUUACCAUGGGGCACGGGGCUAGUACCACCGGUGUGAAGAAGGUUGCCCUUAUCAAGGAGCAGGGGGAGCAGGAUCCUAAUGAAUCCAGACCUGUAUGGACAAGAUCAAACUCAGAUGGCUGCAUUGUGGAGAAUCUCAACUCCAGUAAAACCAAGGUGGAUCUACUGGGUCAGCAGGUCUCAGAAUAUAAAGAAUUAUUGAACGCAUCAGAGAUCAAAAUAGAGGAAGCAGUGGACAAAGCCAAUAUUCUAGAAAAACAGCUUGCGGAAGUGGAGGGAGUCAACUUUGAGUUGACCGACACCGUGAGUGACCUUCAGCAGCAGGUAGAGUCCCUUCAAGCCAACUCAGGGCCAGAGGUCAACAGACAGCUAGAGGAGGAGUUGACCACUAGCGACCAGCAAGUUGAGAAGUUGGAGAUGCAUAUCAAGUUAUUAGAGGAGCAGAUGGCUAGCAUGCGUUCCAAGUUUCGUAAAAAGUUGAGGGCAGCAAACACUCAGGUGACAGAAGCUAAACAAGAGAGCUCUCUCAAACUGUACAGCCUCAAAGACCAGAUUAAACAGAUGGAAGAAGAGAACCUUAAACUUACAGGUCAGACAAUGGCAUCUUUGAACCAUUCUGAUUCAUAUUUCUUUGUUGUGUAUGUAUGUAUGUUUGUAUGUAUAUAUCUAUCUAUCUAUCUAUCUAUCUAUCUAUCUAUCUAUCUAUCUAUAUAUCUAUCUCUUUAUAAAUGUUAAUUGUUAUUGCCAUUCAUAAUUGUAACCGCUGCCUUGAGGUUCAGGUUCUCUUUUGAAUCUAAGGCUAAAGGAGCAAACCCUAACAGAAAACCAUGCCACCGUGGCUGCAUUGAGGUCGAUUGACGAUAAAGAACUCCCGACAUCCUUCGACUAGUCACUGCAGGGUCUAGUGGUUCACACCCGUCCUGGCUUGUCCUUGCCGGUGUGUGAAAUUGCCACCAGUUCCCAGAGAGAGUGCCGUUAGUGACUUGCAAGAGCUACCGGUACUUACCCACCUUUGCAAGCAGCCUUCAUGAAAGUGAAGGCGGUCAUUGUUGCUUUGCAACAGACAGCUACUACUACUACUAUCUAUCUAUCCAUCUUUCUGUCUAUCUAUCUAUCUUUCCGUCUAUCGAUCUAUAUAUGUAUCUUUGUCCCAUAGCUUGGUGGCCGUUUGGGCAACAA
This is a messenger RNA of Strongylocentrotus purpuratus (purple sea urchin), 1385 nucleotides long. RefSeq lists its product as uncharacterized. The record is from RefSeq and is a predicted model, not a curated record. Bases 213 to 941 code for a protein of 242 amino acids. NCBI's taxonomy places the organism in Eukaryota, Metazoa, Echinodermata, Echinoidea, Camarodonta, Strongylocentrotidae. The transcript is spliced from 7 exons.